Messenger RNA from Pseudocercospora fijiensis CIRAD86, 1293 nucleotides. RefSeq lists its product as uncharacterized. NCBI's taxonomy places the organism in Eukaryota, Fungi, Ascomycota, Dothideomycetes, Mycosphaerellales, Mycosphaerellaceae. The transcript has a single exon. The record is from RefSeq and is a predicted model, not a curated record. Bases 1 to 1293 code for a protein of 430 amino acids.
AUGGAGCUCGACAGGCGAUUGACAUGGAGGCACUCCUCCUACCUGCUUGCCUUCCUGCUGGUGGCCCAAUCGAUCCUGGUCUUGUAUGGUCUGAACACUGCGCCGCCAGGCUUCCGAGGCACAGGCACAUCGGGAAUACAGCACCAAGUCCAAGGGUUGGAUCAGCUGCUUCCACACGAGCUCCCAGAUACGCUUUCUGUAGCUCAAUGCGACGCUGAAUUUCCACACCUCUACUACGAGGUUGACCGAGCAGCAAGCUACUGGAAGGCAAAGAAGCACACCAUCUCCAAAAAGGACGUGGACAUUUCUUGGCAUCCUACCGACUGGUUAAGUGGCGGGGCCAUACGAGUGCUGAUACAUGACAAUCGACUGCGCGUCCUCGAAAGCAUCAACGCCUUGCGCUUGAUAGGCUAUCAGGAACGUUCGCUGGGCAUCCUGAAUUUGUUGCAUCGCGCGUUGGAAGCCGCAACUGCUGGCGGAGAACGACUUCCCACCAUCGAAGCAGCAAUCGUUCUUCAGGACUUAUCCUUGCCGCCAACGGAGCAUGGCACCGAGACUUUCUGGACCUGGACUCGCGAGCUCGGCAACAGCACAUUUGAUCGCGUUUGGCUGAUCCCAAACUUCGACUUCUGGGCAGCGAAAGGUCUGGGCUCCUAUCGAGACGCACGUCUGGAAGCAUUUGCGCGCGACAACGUGGAGAAGAUCCCCAAAGCCGUCUGGAGAGGGAGUCGACUGAACAAUGAGAAGCUUAGAAGUGGCCUGUUCAACACGACAAGAGGAAAGGAAUGGGCAGACAUCCUUUACUACAACGGCACUACUGGCGAGAAUGCGAUCCCCAUCAGAGAUAUGUGCAAUUACACCAUGACAGUGCAUACGGAAGGCUGGACGUAUUCUGGCCGACUCAAGUUUCUCUUCAACUGUAACUCUCUUCCUUUCGUCCACGAGUUGAACUAUACGGCGCAAUACUAUCAUCUGCUGGAGAAGGAGGGACCGAAUCAGAACUACGUCGCCGUGGCUCGCAAUUGGUCUGACUUGGAGGAGAAGGUUCUCUACUAUAAAGACCAUCCUAACGCAGCCCAAAACAUUAUCGCGAACAAUAUGGCCACCUUCAGAGACAAGUACUUGACGCGAGCGGCGACUUCUUGUUACUUGAGAAGACUGAUACGAGCGUAUUCUGAAGUGGCCUUCACGCCGGAAGUUCACGCGCCUGAAGGUGUCGGCUCGACGGAGCUUCGCGGACGUCCAUUUGAGAUGUACAUGAACAGGCCCGAAGACUUUCUGGAGCCGAAAUGA